AUGCCCAACAACAUCCAAGCAGAUAUCCCGGUCAUUAUCUCUUCAGCUCUCAACGGCCCCGGGGGCAACCCCUAUGUUGGAACUCCCCGGAUCCUACCCACCGUCCUACCAGUCAUCUUGAUUCAAAGGGAUCCCGGUGUCCGACCUCCAGUGUUCAUGUUUACACGGGUUGGAGGUGACAUAUACACAAUUACCGCCAAUGGGAUGCAAGUCGUAGAGAUGGACGGGAAGUUAUUUACCAUGGUGGAGGGACCCCCGCAAGAGUGGGUGAUUAGAUACAGAGAACUUCAAGAUGCAUAUACGAUCGCCAAGAGACUUGACACCCCUGAAGAAAUUGGAUGGAUCGCUCCGACCGAUGGUGAAGACCCACAGGUAGCUGUGGAACAUUAUGGUGAUAUUCUAGACGACUGA
Pisolithus orientalis is the source of this 411-nucleotide messenger RNA. RefSeq lists its product as uncharacterized. The transcript has 3 exons. Gene Ontology annotation, molecular function: serine-type endopeptidase inhibitor activity. NCBI's taxonomy places the organism in Eukaryota, Fungi, Basidiomycota, Agaricomycetes, Boletales, Pisolithaceae. The coding region runs from base 1 to 411 and encodes 136 amino acids. The record is from RefSeq and is a predicted model, not a curated record.